AGACCCUUCAGAUAUCUGUCCAAAGUUGGCACAACCUGUUCUGGCCAUCCUGCCGUGCUCAGGCUUGGUACUUUGUGUCCAUUUGUCACCUGCUUCCAUCCCUCAUGCAGUGGCAGGUUGCUUUACAGCUCAGUGCUGUCUCUACGAUUUCUUUCUGGUAUUUUUUUUUUCCCAGGGUCAGUCACAGCGUUUCCUCAUCGCUUUAUGAUGAAAAGUUUGAUUGUUUUUGAGGAUCUGAGGAAAUUACUGUCUUGCUUCCUCAUAUUUCAGGCCCUGGAAUGGAAACUGUCUCUCUGUCAUUGACUUUCUUCUCUCGCCCGUUGGUUGCUCAGCUGCUCCCUUCUGAUUUGGUCUGUGCUUUCUGUUUGGUUCUUGAUGGUGGAGGGAGAUGUUCCCUGUGAAAUACUCGGCCCCUCAAAGGCACAUCAGCUUCUUUCUUUAAUUUUGCUGUCACAUCCCUACCAUUUCCAGACGCAUCCUAUCGAUCCCUGGCAGAAACGCACUUGGGGACACGCUCAAAAGACCUGGGUGAUCCCUCAACGGCCAAAGCUCAGCCUCAGCAAACCUUCCUCCUCCUCCUCUUCCUCCUCCUCCUCCUCUCCUUCCUUCGUCCUGGCCAUGAGAAGCACGGGCAGCAGCAGCUGUGCUCCCCCAGCCCUGUGCUCCGCCGCCCCGGCUGCGCCCCACUCGUCUCCCCGCAAGUGAAGAAGAUGAGACAAGAUCCUGACUGAGCAAAGACACUGUUGCAUCUGAGAUGGAGCCCAGUGCCUGCAGGAUGCCUCCACUCCUCUCCCGCAUCUACUCCCUGCAGCUGUGGCAUCUCCUCCUCGUAGUCUUGGCCGUCCCUCCUCCUGGCACAUGGUCUCUUCGCUCUCGGGGCCUGGCAGCCCCACGGCCUCUUUGCACCCGCCGGAGCACCUCGGCCCCACGGUCCAUUUGCAUCUGGGAAAGGACCUCACAGCCAGAGCGGGAUUCCCGCUCGGAUUCCCGCUUGGAUUCCCGCUCGGCCGUGCCGCGCCAGCGUGCCCUGCCGGCACGGGGAGCAGAGCUGCGGCACGUGGUGCGGCUGAGGCGCCAGGCCGCGGGGGCCCGGCCCGCCACGCCCUCGGGGUUCGAGGACGGCAUGCCCUCCUCCCAGUACCCCUGGGCUAUCGUGUGGGGCCCCACGGUGUCGGAUGAGGAUGGAGGGGACACAAACUCAGCCAACCCAGGCUUCCCACCGCUGGGAUACACCUUUGUCUCGCCGCACGGGAUGGCGACGGCGCAGCCCAACUCCCACUCGCUUCUGCACAACGCGGGGCUCAACCUGCGCGAGACCCCAGCCACCCUGCGGCCCUUCUUGUUCGGGCCCCGGGGGGAAGGUGUGGACCCCCAGCUGUACGUCACCAUCACCAUCUCCAUAAUCAUUGUCCUGGUUGCCACUGGAAUCAUAUUCAAGUUUUGCUGGGACCGAAAUCAGAAACGCCGGCGUCACUCGGGGCAGCAGAGCGGUGGGAGGCAGCAAGAGAGCCAGCAGCCCCUCACAGACCUCUCCCCCACCACCGUCAGCAUCCUGGGGCCCUACGGCGACCCCCUGACUCCCACACCUGAGGCGGAGGGGUCCAGGCAGGGCCAGGAGGGUGCAGAGAAACUGGGUGGCCAUGGGAAGAAUGCAGCGUUCCAGCUUAACCGAAUCCCACUGGUGAACCUGUGACGAUCCCGGGAGAGGCUGAGCUGGCUCCCCCACCUUCCUGUCACCGCUGGCAAGCGCGGACUCUCCCCGCCUCUGCUACCCCAGAAAAAAAAAACAACCUCCUUGUGCCAUGGCCCACCACCACCUUUAUUAACUAACCCCACUGGGAUGUGCCUGGGCAAAUGGACGAGCUGGGCCUCCUUAGCCUCCUGCUGGGGGAAGGUUGGGGACCUGCCCUGCCCACGCAGGACAGGGUGACAAGAGAGCAGAAUGGUGGGAGGGAAGACAGCUGGUGGUGGUGUGAAAUCUUGACCUCCCCAGCCCCUGUUCUAGCAUCUGUGCGCAGACACACUUGGAUCUCCAUGACUCUCUCACCAGUGCAUGCCUGACAUCGGGGGUAGGCAAGGUGGAAAGGCGUACCCCUGUCCCCGUGGGCCCUCACCCUCUGUGUGUCCCUCCCCAUGUCGUGUGCUUUGCAGUGAACGUCUGGAGUUCAGUGGCUGCAGGAUUGCCGGCCAGGUAACUUGGAUGGUGGCAACUUCGUCUGUUCCUGAGACCUUGGCCUUCCUGAGAGUCCCAAGGAGGGGUGAAGCUUGGGCAGAAAAGGCUCACAGAGCACCUGGGCCCUCUCAACAACCCAUUUCCUUGAAAGAAACAUUAUCUUCCCCCUAGAUGGAAGAUAUUCACAUCUUUCCAGUUUCUUUCUGCCUAACACUCCUUUGGGCUUUUUUCUCUUCAGCUUGUAUCUUUUUUCCUCUCUCCGUCCACAGUCUUUUCCCCUCAGUUCCCACCCCCAUGCCACGUCUCUUGCCAGUUAAAGUUGGAAAUUAUUCCUUUAGCUUUCCAAAUGUUUUGAUCUUUGAAAGACUCCUUGAUGUCCCUCUCCACCCCUUUGGCCUCCUUCAGCAAGGUUUUUCUGAAUAACACCAGUCUAGGAUGACACUUUCCAGAAAAUCCGAGGUGAAGCCCUCUGCUCACCGUGUUAUUUAGCAAGUCUCCUGUACACAGCUAAAGUGUGGAAUGCAGAUAUUGCUGGGCAUGAGGAACUUGAAUUUUUCUGGGCUCAGGAAGAGAUUUGCUUUCAGAUACUCCUGGCACAGGCACCAAGGCAGCAAACAGGACUCUGUGCCUGGGAUGACCAAGAGCAGUUUAGAGUUUAUCUUGGGAACACUGGAGGGGUUGCCAUGUACUGCUGGUAGGUCUCUCCUGGAGGGCAAGGUGACUGGUAAGCCACAAGGCAGUGCUCACCAAGGGCAUGAGAGAGGGGUAUCUGGGCUCCCAGGUGAUGCUUCAUUCAGUUCCACAGCUGAUUAGAAACCGAAAGCAAUGGCACAUGUAAUCUAUCCAAACUGGUUGCCUGCACAUGUUAUAUGUGGUGGUCUGUGGGGCUGGCAGCCACACUGUCACUUACCUGUGUGAGCAAGAUCCAUGCAUCUCCACCUCUUCCUAGGCAUGGACCCAUGGGUGUCACUUUAAGGACAUAUGAGAUGGCAAAUUUCAGCUUAAUGACAAUAGUUCCUCUUAGCUUUUAUGGACAACUUCAAAUUAAUUAAAACCCCACACCGACUACCACUGAGGUGAAAAAUGCACAUUUAGUUGCCCCUACAGUGUACAAACACCUUUAGCUGCUGGACUGAUAUGGCCAGAGGCAGGAAAAUCACCCACCAUUUGAAGGCCCUAAUGCACCGUACAAGGUCUCUUACAAAAGUCAUCUUGGAGACAGGGAUGCAGCCUUUCAUCCUUUAUCUCUGCAUAAAAAGCCUGUUCUUUAUAGGACAAAGCACAGGGAAUUUCAUAAAAGGCCUGGUUCUGCCCAUUUACCCAGCUGAACCAUUAGGUGUUCUUGGGUCCCAUCUGACUCACUGUGAAGGGCAUUUAAAUCAGAGUGUAAAUUACAAUAAGCUUCCCAAAAACAGCAGAGAUUUGGAGAAAAUGACAGGUCAAAUAAAAUUACUGGCUUAUUAAAAGCACAGAGUGGCUGAAAGAUGUAGGUGGAAAAGGACUCUGGAGAUCUCUAGUCUAAGCACAGGUUGAUUCUGUGCUUACAGCAGGGGAUAUUAGCACUUUACCGUAGAUCGAUCUGUUACUGAGCCUGUUCUCAUUCAGGAUCCAUGCAAGGCUUUGGUGGACAUUUAAGCUGCAGAUGGACAUGGAAGGACCAGGUGGCAGUUCCUGCUCGCUGCCCCAUUCAUUGCUGCCCCUGUUCCCGCUCUCCCUGGCACAUCUCUGCUGGGGAAGGACAUCUGCAAGAGGCUGCACUGCUGCUUGCUGGCAAUUUGCAAUACCUUGAACUGGUUGAAGUAAUCUUCCAGACCAGAUUAAUUAGAUUGUUCUUUGAUCAACAGCAUUUGUUGAAACAAGGCCAAGGUUUAGACUCUUCCACUUAAUUGGCUGUCCUUGGACUUUCUCUUUCCACAUGCUGCAUGGAGAGAAGGUUUGUAAGAAAGUGGCAGGGGACCACAGGAGGCAUGGAGAAAACAUUUUUCAACACUUGAUGGGGCUUUUGUAAAUUCUGCAAACAAAUUAGAUUUUGGUGGUUUGGGAUUUUUUCCUCCCCCUUUUACAUGUCUCUGGUUUUGGUAAUAGUAUCUCCAGGGAGAGAAACCUUUCAUGGAUACUGUGGUAAGGGGAAAGCAGGUGAAGCUGCGUAGAGAAAACUCUACAACAACAGAGGCUUGGGUAUAAUGAACAUCUUUUCUAAGAACAAUUUUCCUAGCCAAAUACAUUUUUUAUGAUAGUAAUUCAAUUUCUCACACAAAACAGGUUAGAUACAGGGAAACAACUUCAUUGUCCUACCCAAACAUUCAUUACUAUGCUUUGUCCCUGGAACAAAACACUCAGAAUACAUGUGGACACACAAGCUUCUUCCAGUUAAUAAAUAAUCUCACUGGAUCUGUUUUCUCCAUGACUGGAACCUUAUAAACCAUCUUCCCCUACACAGACUGGAGCCAGAGCAUGCCUGAGGUCUUUACCCUGGCCCAGGGUAAUAUUUUGUCAGAUGUGCACAUGGAUGGGUUGACAGCACCAGCCAGAGCAGAGGAGAGCACCUUCUUAAUCACAGCCCAUCAGGUUUCCCUGUCUUCUAGAUGAAUGGAGGAGAAAGAUUUUUUUUUUUUUUUUCUUUCCAUUAGAGAGAAAAGUGUGCAGGGAAACCAACUGGAAGUGUUUGUAAUCUUGGGCUAAUUCUGCCCAACAUUUCUAUGCUAUUGAAAGGGAACAUCCAAGUGGGCCGAGUGAGAUGAAGUAACUGUGUCUCUGCUGAGCUCCUGGAGAGCCCUGGCUUUUUGAACACAAGGGUGGUCUCUCUGUGAGCACAGUGGAAGGGAGGGAAGUUCCUGCUUUGAAGCAGGAACUGGAGUUUCCUUCUCUUUACCCAAGAGAGUGGAAUGACCCCAAGGCCAAAUCCUGCUUGGGCUUUCCCAUCUGGUUGGUUGCAAUUAGUAGGCAGGGAGCAGGCCUCUGGUGUGUGUUUCCACACCACUCCUCCAGUCCAGUUUCCAGGGACUCACAUCCUGCCAAGCAUCCCAAAAUUCAGAGAGGGCUAUCUACCUCUUCCUCAAUGGCACCUAAGUGCCCUUGCAAAUCUGGUCCCUUCAUUUCCCACUCCACUUCCCGAUGAAGAAAAAUGCUUGGAAAGGAGUGGUUUGUUCCUUUCCUGCAAGUUCUCAAACAGGACCACCUUGAGACUGUUCUGAAUUAAACGGUUUUGGUUUUUCACGCUGACAAACCACAUUUGUGGCACAGCCUUAGAGCUGAGACCUGCAGCACAAAAGUCCUGGGUCAAACUCCAGCUCCCCAGCUGCAUCCCUUCUGUCCCACUGUAGUCCUGGCCCUACCUUGGCAGGACCAUAGAGAGAGGUCCCGUCCCUUCACCAACUGCUGGCUCUCUACUCCUCUUUUCCUGUUGUUUUCCCUCUCCCACUGUUUUCCUUCUUCCCACUCUUGUCCUGUACCAUGGUCUCCCUCCUGGUUCUCUCUCCCUUCCUAUCGUUUCGCUUCCCUACUCCUCUCUUGUUCUCCCUUUGCCACUCGGUCUCGUUCUGCCACGGCUUCCAUCCACCCCUCCAGCCUUCCUCCUGCUCCUCUGCUCAGUCUCGCUCUUCCCCCUCCCCUGCCCUUGUGCGCUGUGAUAUAUAUUUUUGUAGGAUUUCUCUUCUCCUUGUGGUGAAAUAUUCAAAUCUUGUGGGAUGUUAGUUUCAACAUUUUUAAAUAAAACUUUGCAAAAUAUUGAAAGCA
Vidua chalybeata is the source of this 5908-nucleotide messenger RNA. RefSeq names its product PILR alpha associated neural protein (gene PIANP). Bases 755 to 1693 code for a protein of 312 amino acids. Gene Ontology annotation, cellular component: membrane. The transcript has 7 exons. Gene Ontology annotation, biological process: regulation of immune response. Lineage: Eukaryota; Metazoa; Chordata; Aves; Passeriformes; Viduidae. The record is from RefSeq and is a predicted model, not a curated record.